This is a messenger RNA of Carya illinoinensis, 1498 nucleotides long. RefSeq names its product E3 ubiquitin-protein ligase CIP8. NCBI's taxonomy places the organism in Eukaryota, Viridiplantae, Streptophyta, Magnoliopsida, Fagales, Juglandaceae. Gene Ontology annotation, molecular function: ubiquitin protein ligase activity. Bases 97 to 1149 code for a protein of 350 amino acids. The record is from RefSeq and is a predicted model, not a curated record. The transcript is spliced from 2 exons. Gene Ontology annotation, biological process: protein ubiquitination. Gene Ontology annotation, cellular component: cytoplasm.
UCCGCACCCUAAUACGUUCCCAAGGAAUUAGUCCAAUAAAACCCUAAUAAUAUUCCAAAUUCCAGAUUCUGAAGUUCUGUUCGAUUCAAUUCAACCAUGUCGCAGUUCGACGAAUUCACUCUCCAUGAACCAGACCCGAGCCCAACCGACCCUCAUGCACAUUCUCAUACCCAAUCCAUCGAUCCCCUCGCACGUCGCCGUACAUUUAUUUCCUCCGUCACCGACCGCAACCCUUUUGAUUCCCAAAGUUAUGACUCUGAUUGGUUUUCCGAUUUGGGCUCCGCCUCGGACCGGGACGUGGGCCGCUUCCUCAACGAUCUCUUCGAGCGCCGAUCUGAUGAUGGUUAUGAUUUACACGCUUUCGAUGUUCCUGGCUCGGGCUCCGACCCCUUUUCCGAGUUCGAGUUCGAGUUCGCAAAUGGUGGUGAAUUCGGAUCGGAUCAAGAGGAACUUCCGGGUAUAGGGUUUGGAUUUGAAAUUGAAUUCGAUGCGCAGUACUCAGCUGGCGAUGGUCUCCGCGUUGCUGGACUUGAUUCUGAGUCGGACCCGAGUGUGGAAUUCAAUUCCGAGGAUUCGAAUUUUCGCUUGGAAAACUUUUGUUUGGAGGAGCAGAGGACUGGGCUUGAGGGUUUCGAAUGGGAGGAAGUUGAGGAAGGCGUUUUUAAUCAGAGAGAAAACCUAGGCAUAAUGGUCGAGGGGGUCGAAGAGUUAUCGGUUGGUUCAUCCGAAGAAGUAGGGGUGCGAAAUCUUGAGUGGGAAAUUCUAUUAGGUGCGAAUAUGAGGUUAGAACGUGCAUUUGAUGCGGAUUCAGAUUCGGAUUCGUAUCUAGCGGCAUUUCAGGAUGAAUAUGAUGCGGAACCGGCUGAAUAUGAUACCAUUUUUGGGCGAUUUGGGGAUAACGGAAGGGGCAGCCCUCCGGCAGCGAAAAGGGUUGUGGAGAAUCUUCCUUUUGUGGAGUUAACGGUGGAGGAAUUGCAGACUAACGCUUUGGUCUGUGCAGUUUGUAAGGACGCGAUUGUAGUGGAGGAAAAGGUGAGGCGGCUUCCCUGUUCUCAUUAUUAUCACGGGGAUUGCAUUGUGCCGUGGUUGAGUAUAAGGAAUACCUGUCCUGUUUGUCGGUAUGAAUUACCCACCGAGGAUACGGAGUAGAGGGUUGGAGGUGGUGGGGGCGGUGGCAGUGGGGAAAUGCGCGUCGAGGAGCUGGGCUUGCAGGCAUAGCUCAGGCACAUGGGACAUAUACAAGAGCAACACCUGUACCUGAUUGGCUAGGGAUACGAGGAAGUCAUGAAUGUUCAGACCAUUGAAGUCUAGUAUAAUCGACCAAUGGAGUAAAGUGUAUAUAGCUGCUCUUUAUAUAUAACUAUCAAAUGUGCUCCUUGGAAUUUUCUUGGAAAGAAAUUACUCUUCAUUCGAGCUUAACUGGUGCUUUUGCAUUGUAAUAUGUAUAUUCAUCAAAUUUGAUCGUGUUCAUUGAAAGAAGUGUUCAAUUUGUGAUUCA